UCCCGGGAUGGCCCGCCCAGUGAUCCCGCCCCCGCCCCGUGAGCGCGGUCCCGCCCCGUGUCCCCGUCCGCAGCGCCCGCAGCCGCAGCCGGAGCCGGAGCGGGCGGAUGGCGUUCGGUAAAAACCUCAAGGACCCGUUCGGCACCCGGGUCGGGAAACUUAUCGAUAUCGCCACCAUAGGAACACAGCCUGCAGCGGACUGGUCCCAGUUCAACCACAUCUGUGACAUCAUCAACAGCAGCGAGGAGGGGCCCAAGGAUGCGGUGAAAGCUCUGAAGAAGCGGAUCGCUGGAAAUCGCAACUACAAGGAGAUCCGGCUGUCCCUGUCCCUGAUCGACUGCUGCAUGAGGAACUGUGGCCCCAGCUUCCGCUCGCUGAUGGUCAGGAGGGAUUUCGUCAAGGACGUGUUGGCCAAGCUGCUGAAACCCAAGUACAACCCACCCACGGACGUCCAGAACCACAUCCUCGGCCUCAUACAGUCAUGGGCGAUCACCUACCAGGGACCGAUUGACGUCAGCGACGUACGGGAACUCUACAUGGAUAUGAAACGGAAAGGGUUAAUAUUCCCAGAUCCAGCCCUGGGGCCCCCUGGAAUCAGAGCAGACCCAGUUGGGACCUCAUUGCCUCGACGCCCGCCAACCGCCGCCACCAUGAAGCCAGCAGCCUCCCGCGCUCCCCUUCCCAGGAACGCCAUCACUCUGGUGCCGGAGCAGUUGGCCAAGUUACACAGUGAGCUGGACCUAGUGCACAUGAACAUCACUGUCAUGUCAGCCAUCUUGCUGGAGAACAUUCCGGGCUUCGAAAAUCCGGAUGACAUGCUGCUGUUACAGCAGCUCCACAGCACGUGCCGAGAGAUGCAGGAACGGAUCGGCCUGCUCCUGCCACAGGUCGACGACCAGCCCCUGACCAGCUGCCUGCUGUCCGCCAACGACCAGCUCAACCGCGCCUUCCUCUCCUACGAGAGGUUCCAGCGCAGCAGAACCAGGUCCCAGUGGGCAGAGAAGGAGGCUACAGACACGCCCAAGGUCGUGCCCGUAGAUCCUUCUGCUCCCUGCUCCACGCCCGACCUGAUCAACUUCACGUGUCCUGACCUAGGUCCAGUGUGCACAGACCAGUUCUCUAACCUGAGUCUCAGAAAUGGAAAUGCUGCCGUGGGUGUGUGUGUGGCCAACCCCAGCCUGAGGAGCAGGGCUCUGCCUGAUGUACCCUCACCCAACACCGCCCCAACUCACCAGCCGGAGUCCGGCCUGCCUCCCCCCAGCACUGCCCCUGAACCUCUGUACGCCAACGUGAGCCAGCAAGGCUCCGAGCCGCCGACGGCUCCCGUCUACAGUCAGCUGUCUGGUCCCCCCCACGCCGACCGCUCCUGGGGACACACAGCCACAAGCCAAUCAGAGCCUUCGAAGAUUGCUGGGCCUCAGCUGAUUGGCCUGGAGUUUGACCCUCUGGCCAAUACGAAUGACAACCCGAAUUCCGAGGCGAUUUAUGAAGAUUUGGACUCUGUUUUAAACAAAGGCCGGACUUGGCGCGACAAUUAGUGAGGGUCGUACCUCCUGCAGGUAUCGGAGAUGGUGCAGGGGUCGGAACCAAAGGCCUGCUGACAAAGCAGGGGCAGACCACAUUGAUGACCUGGGCAGGAUGCUGAUGGAGAGCUAGUGACUGAUGCGGUGAAGCCUGGUGUUCACUGACCCUCUGUUGAUCCGCUUGGCCUCGGAGUGACCCCCCACCAUCGUCCAUCCUCAACGGCAGCAGCAGGGAGCUCAGCAGACUUCUGUCCGUGGCAGAGUCACCAGUCACUCUGACGACUUCCCAAUCACGCAGCAUGUCCCACUGCUGCCUCAUCUUGAUAUUCACUGCUAGGACCAUGUCCAUCUCAGUACACCACUUUGUAAAGUAAAAUAGUCGUAGAUCUAAGGCCUAUCAUCUUUCACUUCUGGUUUACAGAUUUAGAAUUAACAUUCCAAAUAAAAAUACUUCCAAAUUCCAACAUAGGGAACCUAGUCUUUUAGGAAAAGAGUUCAGUAGAGUGUGGGAGAGGUGAAAGUGAGAGAGAAAGGGAAGUCAUGGUUUGUAAUAGAUCAGAGACUAUGUCCACUUAUAUCUUCUGAACAUUGUAUUCCUGAGGAAUGAGAUUCAAUCGUCACAAGUUUGGGUGGAUCUGUGAUUUCCCCACCUCUGCCCUCAAAAUCCUCAGCUAAAAGCAGUAGUUCUCACGGGGACAGUCCCAAACACACUGACCCUCACUGGGGGACGGUCCCAACUCACUGACCCUCACUGGGGGACGAUCCCACACACACACUGACCCUCACUGGGGGACGAUCCCACACACACACUGACCCUCACUAGGGGACGGUCCCACACACACACUGACCCUCACCGGGGAUGGUCCCACACACACUGACCCUUACCGGGGGACGGGUCCCACACACACACUGACCCUCACUGGGGGACGAUCCCACACACACUGACCUUCACUGGGGGACAGGUCCCACACACACUGACCCUCACCGGGGAUGGUCCCAUACACACUGACCCUCACUGGGGGACAGGUCCCAUACACACUGACCCUCACUGGGGGACAGGUCCCACACUCACUGACCCUCACUAGGGGACGGGUCCCACACACACACUGACCCUCACUAGGGGACGGGUCCCACACACACACUGACCCUCACUGGCGGACGGUCCCACACACACACUGACCCUCGCUGGGGGACGAUCCCACAAAUGGUGACUUCUUCCAAGUAGCAUAUGUGAAUAAACACAGCAGUGCAUUGCCAUAGUGCCUUCCAGUCUCAGGAUGACCCAGCUGGAUACUUUUGAAGUGAGGUUGUUGAUGUAAUACAUGGAACUGUUGCAAGAAUUUGACAUCUGAAGGUAUUGGACAUGUAAACUUUAAAACAAGGAUUUUUAAAACCA
Pristis pectinata (smalltooth sawfish) is the source of this 2919-nucleotide messenger RNA. Its product is annotated as TOM1-like protein 1. The transcript has 16 exons. Gene Ontology annotation, biological process: signal transduction. NCBI's taxonomy places the organism in Eukaryota, Metazoa, Chordata, Chondrichthyes, Rhinopristiformes, Pristidae. The coding region runs from base 108 to 1538 and encodes 476 amino acids. Gene Ontology annotation, cellular component: endosome; membrane. Gene Ontology annotation, molecular function: clathrin binding; phosphatidylinositol binding; ubiquitin binding. The record is from RefSeq and is a predicted model, not a curated record.